This is a messenger RNA of Haplochromis burtoni (Burton's mouthbrooder), 2872 nucleotides long. RefSeq names its product 5-hydroxytryptamine receptor 3A. The transcript has 9 exons. Gene Ontology annotation, biological process: monoatomic ion transmembrane transport; regulation of membrane potential; chemical synaptic transmission. Gene Ontology annotation, molecular function: extracellular ligand-gated monoatomic ion channel activity; transmembrane signaling receptor activity; neurotransmitter receptor activity. Gene Ontology annotation, cellular component: synapse; neuron projection; membrane. The coding region runs from base 318 to 1742 and encodes 474 amino acids. The record is from RefSeq and is a predicted model, not a curated record. NCBI's taxonomy places the organism in Eukaryota, Metazoa, Chordata, Actinopteri, Cichliformes, Cichlidae.
AGCAGCAGAGCCUGUUGCCAAAAAAAGCUGUCACAACAGUCAUCAUGUGAUUGACUCGUACGGAACAAAUCCAAGUGAAGAUGAUAAGUGAUAAAAACCUGCUUUGAAUCCAAACACUUGCAACAAUGUGUGGAUGGACGCGUGCAUCAGGUACAUGUGUCACACUGCAAAGUCAAUAUUAGUUUCUGAAGGUGGUUACUGGUUUCACCUGCGCAUCCUCACAGCUUUAUCUGUAUGUGACGGCACCCAAGCUGUUGUAAUUUAGAGUAUCAGCCACUUGUCAUGUUAAUAAGGGCUAAAUAAAGCUGAGACAGAAAAUGGCCGGUGUGAAAGCUGCUGAGCUGAUCGUCAUCUGUUUCAUGUUGCUACAAGGCUUUGUGGCGGCUUUGAACUGCACCAGCCCAACUCCUGCUGCCCUGUUUGAUGAACUCACAAAUCAUUUGUUCCCUAACAAACUGCUGCGUCCUGUCGAAAACUUUGCAAAGCCAAUAAACAUAUCCAUCAGCAUAACAGUGGCAGGAAUUUUAGGAGUGAAUGAAAAAUCCCAAACACUGUCUUCAGUCAUAUGGCAGGUCCUGGAGUGGGAUAUCGAAGGACUGAACUGGGAUGAGAAGGAAUGUGCAGCUAAAAGAGUUUCGGUUCCUCGGGACAACCUUUGGGUCCCAGACAUUCACUUAAAACAGCUCCUGGACGAAGCCAGCUCUACCAAAACUCCCUAUGUCUACUUAUAUAAUACAGGUCAUGUAUAUGAUGAUAAGCCCAUCACAGUGGUCACUUCUUGCCAAUUGGGAAUCUACACCUUUCCCUUUGAUAUCCAAAACUGCUCGUUGACCUUCGGAUCAUAUUUACACUUUGCUACGGAUAUUCAGAUGAUUCAAGGCGCCACAGCUGAAAAGGUCCUGAAAGAGUCCCAAGAUGUGAUUGUAACCAAUGGGGAGUGGGAGCUGACAGAUAUAAAUAUUGCCGAUUCCAGCCUGCAUUUAGACAGUGGAAGCUACUCUGAGAUCACAUACUAUAUCGUGCUCAGACGGAGACCAAUCGCCUAUGUGGUCAACCUCCUGGUCCCCAGCUGUUUCCUAAUCACAGUGGACCUCUUCAGUUUUGUGCUGCCCCCACAGAGCGUGGACAGAUCCUCCUUCAAGAUGACACUCAUCCUGGGCUACACCGUCUUCCUGCUCAUAAUGAAUGACCUGCUGCCUGUUACCGGGGAGAAAACACCGCUCAUCAAUGUUUUCUUCUCCAUCAGUCUGGCGCUGAUGGUUGCCAGCCUGUUGGAGACGCUGUUCAUCACAAACAUUCAGUACAAGCCCAGAGAGUACAGCGCAGUGCCUCACUGGCUCAGUGUCCUCGUGUUACGUUAUCUAGCUGUUCUUGUUUGUAUCCCUCCAAAGCAAAAGAGCAAUCGAGUCACAGUCUCCCUCAAUCCAUCUCACAGAGCACCAUCAGCGAACACCAGCGCCACAAACCUCUCCGACCAUCAGAGCAUCUCAGAUGUUACACUUUCAGCUUCUCUGGACUCUCCGGAGCCAGUUCUGGAACAACUGAGGAUGUUAGGCAGAGAGCUCACAGCCAUCCGAGUUCAGGUGGACAAAUACUGUCAAGGGACCAAAGCCACGCAGGAGUGGGAAAUGAUCGGGACAGUGAUCGAUCGUCUGCUGUUUGGCUUGUACAUCAUCUUCAUUUUUGUGAGCUUUAUCACAAUAAUAAGCAUCUGGAUAUGGAAUAAUUCAUUUGCUACAUGAUUAGAUCAAAAACUGCAUCACAUGGAUUAGUGCCAUGGCAAUCUUCACUUCACGCAUGCACUUGACCCCGUGCUGACUCCUUAUUUGUUUGCAUAUUUGUCACAUGUACAUGUUUCAGAUCAAACGAAUUGAUGACCUGAAACAUUUUAGUGUGACAAAUACACAAACCAAGAGCAAAGAGGGCAUGAGUUAGAUUUGCUGAGAUCAGGAAUUGCAGCAUCAUUAAGUAUAAUGAAAAUAGCCCUGCUUCUGUUAUCUGCAUUUCAUUCCUGUAAUCAAAAUAGCAUCAGUUAAUGAGCAUUUGUAAGGUAGCUUGCCUUGGCAAACUCUGCAUUUUAGUCACAAACAUGACUGUGGUUUACUGUAUCCUAACACUAUUUACUGGAGCUUUUUUUUUCUCCCCCAAACAUAUCAGUAGCCAGAGAAAAAUAAUGAAAGAGGGACACAUUCAUAAACUCACAGGCCUGGGCUUACAUCCAGUAACCACCAUUUUCCUUGCAGACCAGAACCUUGAACACAUUUAGACUCUAAUGCCAUUAAUAGAAGUUGUACUUGUCUUUAAGAUUCAUUAGCAAUUAAAAACUAUUACAACUAUUAUUGUAUUGUUUUUCAAUUUCAUGGGUUGUGGUUUACCUGCAUAAUCAUAAACAGCGAUUUGUGACAACGAAAAUAAAUACAUGAGACAUCAGCUUCUGUGACAAUGAAAUGUAAGCGAUGGUCUCAGCUCUGCUACUUGAACAGCUUGGCAUCGAAACUGAGUAACCAAAAAUGAAAUUUUAUGACAAUUAAAGCCGCUUCAGUUUGAGGUUAUACCGCCACCUCGAGCACUCCACAUGUUGGGUUGGGCCAAGCCUGAUUACUACCUGUAUGGGAGACCACUGGGUAAUGUAAGCUUGGGCAGCUCUAGUUCAAGGUUUAGAGCAGGCUGUCCACCGAUCAGGUUUGAUUUGCAAACCACUUCAGUAUUGAACCCCAAAUUUGCUCCAAAUGCAUUCAUCAGUGUGACCGGAUAUCACCUAAGGCAAUCAUUUCCAAUCACCACACCAGCAGAAAAUGAAGAAUUUCAGUUGGGUUUUCAUUUAUAUUGAUUUUCUGAUGACUUGAUUCUUCAUUAACAGCUUCACUUUUGC